This is a messenger RNA of Durotheca rogersii, 1179 nucleotides long. RefSeq lists its product as uncharacterized. Bases 1 to 1179 code for a protein of 392 amino acids. The transcript has 2 exons. Lineage: Eukaryota; Fungi; Ascomycota; Sordariomycetes; Xylariales; Xylariaceae. The record is from RefSeq and is a predicted model, not a curated record.
AUGGCCUCCCUCUCCGCCGUCCGCUGUCCCGCCCCGUCGAGCGCCUACCUGCCCGUCACUUUCCCCGUCGAGAUCUGGUCGCUCAUUACCCAGUGCUUGAGCCCGGGCGCGCCCUCGCUCCCGGAGGCCACCACGGAGCGGCAUCUCAUUGCCAACGUCGACCAUAAACAGCUGUCCACCCGCUCGUACGACAUCCGUCCCGACGAUCCCGAUUCGAGGCUAUGUGCUACCGCUCUUCGCGCCCUCUGCCUGGUGAGUUCCUGGACCUACGAGAUAGCUAAGCCCGUACUGUACGAGAAUAUCGUCUUGCGGACGGGAUCGUCUAUGGUGCUUCUCCUUCGUACCCUGCUCCAGGCUCCAUCCCUUUGCACGCCCAUCUCUCAGAUCUCUAUCGCCUUCUCCACGAACCACCACCCUGUUGUCCGAGACGUCGCUUGCGCCUGGCAACGCUCCCUCCAGCCCUGCGUCGACCUGGGUAGCCUACCAGAUGGGUCAAGGGACCUUCUCGCUGCCGCCCAUCUGGACUGGGGAUUCCGGAACUGGAUAGGUCCUACCGAGCCUAAAUUUUUCUGUCCGCCGAUAGGCGACCCUCGCGAGUGCAUGAGCGUUCAGAUUGAUGACGUGAAGAGAAUAUCGAGUGUCCUCGUCUCUCUAGCCACCACCGUUGAGACCGCGCUUACGGUUUUGGACCGCCACAGUCGCUUCCAAUACUCUGGAACUACUACGUUACGACUAAACUCGGACCAUUGGAGCAUGAUGUCGCAUUCCGUCCUCAACGACGGCGGGUUCGUCUGGCUCGCCGGGUUUCCCGAUCUCCUGCGGGUCGAAGCUAGCCUCCAAUGCCCUGGCGUUAUCUCCGAUGACCAGAAUAGCGAGAAACCCUUAGAGGAAUUUUACUUUCACUGCAGCUUGCCCACACCCGCAGAGUUACCGUCGGCUCUCAUGGGAUGCGGCAACCUGCGUGCCCUCGAAAUCCACGGCGACGGCCGCAUCAAAUCUAUUGCCAGUCAAGAAGAGUUCGUCCAUUUCCAAUCAGAGUUGAAGGCUGCCCUAGAGCGCAUGCCACGCCUCCGGCGUCUGCGGCUCCCUCUAGCUUGGAGAGAUGCCAUCCCUCAAAAGUUCGAUAGGAACGGGGCAGCACGUAUAUUGGCGUUAUCGUGGGUCGAGCUAUUGUCAUGA